UCCUGUCCACCAGCCCAUCCAGGCUCCAAAAUGAUCCAAGCUCUCUUGGUAACUAUAUGCUUAGCGUUUUUUCCAUAUCAAGGGAGCUCUAUAAUCCUGGAAUCUGGGAAUGUUAAAGAUUAUGAAGUAGUGUAUCCACAAAAAGUCCCUGCAUUGCCCAAAGGAGAAGUUCAGAAUGCUGAGCCAGAGACCAAGUAUGAAGAUACAAUGCAAUAUGAAUUUAAAGUGAAUGGAGAGCCAGUGGUCCUUCACCUGGAAAGAAAUAAAGGACUUUUUUCCAAAGAUUACAGUGAGACUCAUUAUUCCCCUGAUGGCAAACGAAUUACAACAAACCCUCCGGUUGAGGAUCACUGCUAUUAUCAUGGACGCAUCCAGAAUGAAGCUGACUCAACUGCAGUCAUCAGUGCAUGCAAUGGCUUGAAAGGACAUUUCAAGCAUCAAGGGAAGACAUACCUUAUUGAACCCUUGAAGCUUUCUGACAGUGAAGCCCAUGCAGUCUACAAUUCUGAAAAUAUAGAAAAGGAGGAUGAGAGCCCAAAAAUCUGUGGGGUAACUGAUACUUGGGAAUCGGAUGAGCCCAUCAAAAUGAACUCUCAGUUAAAUCUUACUCCUGAACAACAAGACAGAUACUUGCAAGCCCCAAAAUACAUUGAGUUUUUCAUAGUUGUGGACAACAGAAUGUACAUGAAAUACAACAGCGAUUUAACUGUUAUAAACACAAGAGUAUAUGAACUUGUCAACACUUUAAAUAUGAUGUUGAGACCUUUGAAAAUUUAUGUAGCACUGAUUGGCAUAGAAACUUGGACCGACGAAGAUAAGAUUAACGUGACGGAAUCAAACGAUGCCACUUUGGUAUCAUUUGAAACAUGGAGAGAAACAGAUUUGCUGCCACGCAAAUGGAAUGAUAAUGCUCAAUUACUCACGGACAUUGACUUCACUGGAAGAACUAUAGGAUAUGCUCCCGUGGGCAGCCUCUGCCUUCCAAAGAAAUCUGUAGCAAUUAUUCAGGAUCAUACCCAAGAAACACGUUUGAUUGCAGCUACAAUGGUCCAUGAGUUGGGUCAUAAUCUGGGCAUGAAUCAUGACACAAAGACCUGUCAAUGUCCUGCUAAAACAUGCAUUAUGACUCCGACACUAACUGAUGAACCUGUCUAUUACUUCAGCUCUUGUAGUGUUCAGCAACAUCAGAGAUAUCUUAUUAAUUACACCCCACAAUGCAUUCUCAACCAACCCUUGAGCACAGAUAUUGUUGCACCUGCAGUUUGUGGAAAUUACUUACUGGAGGUGGGAGAAGACUGUGACUGUGGCUCUCCUCAGGAUUGUCAAAAUGCCUGCUGCGAUGCUGCAACUUGUAAGCUGAGACCUGGGGCACAGUGUGACUUUGAAGAGUGUUGCGAGCAAUGCAGAUUUAGGGGAGCAGAAGCAGAAUGCCGGGCAGCAAGGGAUGACUGUGACAUGCCUGAAUUCUGCACUGGCCGAUCUGCUGAGUGUCCCGCCGAUCGCCUCCAUGGGAAUGGACAUCCAUGCCAAAACAACUCGGGUUACUGCUACAAUGGGAAAUGUCCCACCUUGGCAAACCAAUGUGUUGCUUUGUUCCGUAAUCCAAAUAUGACUGUGGGUUCAGAUGAAUGUUUUGAGAAUAACCAAUCACCAGUGAAUGAGGAGAAUCAGGCUGGCUACUGCAGAAGGGAAAAUGGUGUAAAGAUUCCAUGUGAACCACAGGAUAUAAAGUGUGGCAGGUUAUACUGCUCAACAGUAAACACCACAUUUUGCGUAGCCCGCUAUUUUGCAGAUAGGCCAGAUGAUGGAAUGGUUGAACCUGGAACAAAAUGUGGAGAUAGAAAGGUCUGCAGCAACGGGCACUGUAUUGAUAUGUGA
This is a messenger RNA of Thamnophis elegans (Western terrestrial garter snake), 1878 nucleotides long. Its product is annotated as zinc metalloproteinase-disintegrin-like MTP9. Gene Ontology annotation, biological process: proteolysis. The coding region runs from base 31 to 1878 and encodes 615 amino acids. Gene Ontology annotation, cellular component: plasma membrane. The record is from RefSeq and is a predicted model, not a curated record. NCBI's taxonomy places the organism in Eukaryota, Metazoa, Chordata, Lepidosauria, Squamata, Natricidae. Gene Ontology annotation, molecular function: metalloendopeptidase activity. The transcript is spliced from 18 exons.